This is a messenger RNA of Saitoella complicata NRRL Y-17804, 1202 nucleotides long. Its product is annotated as MFS general substrate transporter. Bases 65 to 982 code for a protein of 305 amino acids. Gene Ontology annotation, biological process: transmembrane transport. The transcript has a single exon. Gene Ontology annotation, cellular component: membrane. NCBI's taxonomy places the organism in Eukaryota, Fungi, Ascomycota, Saitoellomycetes, Saitoellales, Saitoellaceae. The record is from RefSeq and is a predicted model, not a curated record. Gene Ontology annotation, molecular function: transmembrane transporter activity.
CCUGAUCAGCCGCUCUCAUAUGCGGCUCGUCACGCUUUUGGGAUCGUUUGUCGUGUCGGUAGCAAUGGCAGUUAUCUCUGUCGCACCUCCAUUCGGCCUCUUGGUCGCCAUCUUCGUCGCACUGGGAUUCGGUGAAGGUAUCCUAGAAUCCGCAAUGGGCUCCCACGUUGCACAUUUCGAGGACACUGUAAUGAUGAACGUACACUACUCACUAUACGGUCUCGGAGCGUUCGUUGCGCCCUUGGUCGUUUCCGCCUUCAUUGCGCACGACAUCCCAUGGCAACGGUACUACCUCUUCCCACUCGCGAUCAGCAUUGUGGAGAUGGGCAUCCAAUUGUACGCUUUCUGGAACUACGAAGCACCACCUCAAAUUCACACAGGUGUCACGCCCCAACAGCGCUCCAAGUUCCGUCUUAUGCUCAAGAAGCGCGUUAUGUGGGUCGGCUCCUUCGUCGCUUUCCUUGCUUUCGGAUUGAAUUCGACAAUCGGUGCGUGGCUCGUGACUUACCUCUCGGUGAAACGCAGAGGGUCGGAUACGGAGACUCGCUACAUCACGGCUGGGUUCUACGCCGGAGUCACCCUCGGACGCUCACUCCUUGCCUAUCCCGUCUCAAGAAACCCGAAGGUCGUCUGCGCCGUCUUCCUCGCCCUGAUCGUCGCAUGCCAACUCAUCGCAUGGCUUUGCACCUCCAUCAAGGUCGACGCAGUCUUCGAGGCCUUCAUCGGGUUCUUUCUCGGACCAAUGUUCCCCACGGUCCUCAGCCUGGUUACGGAAGGUCUGGACCGUGCUUCCGUUCCUUUUGGAGUCAGUUUCAUGGUGUGUGUCGGGUUGACUGGGAAUGCUUUGUUGCCUUUCUUGGUUGGACAACUUGCUUCGCAUCUGCAGAUGGGAAUCGGUGUGUUGCAGCCCGUUACUCUUGCCUGUAUGCUGGUCAUGACCGGUGCUUGGCUGUUGAUGCCUUCAAGGAAGAAGACGCAGUGAUCGUCAUUGACGGAGAAGAAAAAACAAAUCUGCCUUAGCUAACUAGUCCUCUUAUACCUAUCCUGAUAAUCAAAUCUUCUCAAACACCUAUCAAGCGAUACGCUAUGAAAGCUGCCCCAACGAAGAAAGCACCGGAAAGCACUGGCCUAACGGUCUGCCACAAACUCUUCUUCAAAAUCAACUGGAUCCUCUCAUCAAACGAAGCAGUCUCGUUCACCCG